Molecule: messenger RNA, 1329 nt
Organism: Tachyglossus aculeatus (Australian echidna)
Lineage: Eukaryota; Metazoa; Chordata; Mammalia; Monotremata; Tachyglossidae
Product: olfactory receptor class A-like protein 1
Biological process (GO): G protein-coupled receptor signaling pathway
Cellular component (GO): membrane
Molecular function (GO): pheromone receptor activity
Source: RefSeq, a predicted model, not a curated record
AUGGUUGUUCCAGUUAGAAACCUGCCGCGCGGGAAAACGAAGCGCUCCAUCGAUGUCCCCGCCUUGCCGCUCCUGCACAGGGAACACUACCCUUUGGACGGCAGACCCCAAAGAGGUCCGGAGCACCUCCAGGCCUUGUCUCUUCCCUGGACUUACCGCCUUUCCUUCUGGCACUUGGAGAAUCUCUGCUGGCACCGGAUCUUCCAGAAGUGCCCCAUCGAUGUCAUCCCCGCCUUGCCGCUCCUGCACAGGGAACACUGCCUUUUAGACGGCAGACCCCAAAGAGGCCCGGAGCGAGACCCUCCCCCAUCCCGCCAACCCAGGGACCCUACCCCGAGAUCUCACUUGAACUCACUCUCUCCCAAAAUAACCCCGCAGGAGGUCUUCUCUAAUUCCAUCGGAAAAUUUUGGCAAAUGGACAUCACCUUUGGGAUUGUAAUUCUAACACAGGUUGGCAUUGGGUUUUCAGCAAAUGGAUUCGUCUUCCUGUUUUAUAUCCACAUUAUCUGUGCCAAAACCCAACUGAGCUCCUCUGACUCCAUCCUUGUUCACCUGACCUUGGCCAACACCAUCGUCCUUCUCACUGGGGGAGUCCUAAAUCCUCUGGAAGUUUGGAGCCUGGGAAAUUUCCUAGAUGACAUGGGAUGCAAAAUGGUCAUGUACUUCUACCGAGUGGCCCGUGGACUGUCCAUCUGCAGCACGUGCCUCCUGCGCGUCUAUCAGGCUGUCACCAUCAGCCCAAGAACCCACCGAUGGGAUAGACUUAAGGCUAAGUUACCCAACUUCGUCCUUUUCUCCUGCCUCAUCCUCUGGAUCUUCAAUCCCCUCUUUGAUUUUGGUGUGAUGAACAUGAGAGGUCCCUGGAAUGGCUCCAAUGUAAGAAUCAUGCUGGAUUUUAAAUAUUGCACAGAGGUCCCUGUCAGUGUGACAACCAAAUUGAUAAAUGCAGUUGUGGUCAGUACCUGGGAUCUGUUGUUCAUGGGCUUCAUGAGCGUGGCCAGUUGCUUCACGGUGUCCAUCUUGCACAGAAUCCAUCGGCAGGUCCGCCACCUCCACGGGCCCAGACGUCCACCGAAAGUGAUGCCCGAGGUCAGGGCAGCCAAGUGGGUUCUUGUCCUUGUAGUGCUCUACGUCCUGUUGUAUGGACGACAGACCAUCAUGUUCAGUGUUUUGCUAAACAGGAAAGAGAAUUCUCCAUGGCUGAUGAAUAGCCAUGUGGCUUUUUCCCUGACCUUCUCAGCUGUGAGUCCAUUCUUAAUGAUAUCCAGUGACCGGAGAAUAAGAACACUGUGGAAAAGAGAAUCUCCUCUUUCCAACAAGGCUCCCUAG